GACGGGCAGAGAGCAGAGGCUCGUGCGUCAACCUUCCACCUCAUCUCAUGUCCCAUUGCUCGUGUGUGCGGCGCUUGCAGUGCAUGCUUCUGUCUGCGCGGCCAGCACCAAGACACGAUCGCGGAUGAUUCGAGCGUCUAACUUAGGGUGGACGGAGGACGACGACGACGUACGUACAUGCACGUGCGGGACCAACCGCAGUCGCAUACGAAGCUAGGCCGCCGCCAUGGACCACUCCAGCAACACUCUUCUCGUCGACGAUCCAUGGGCGACAAUGGAUGACGGCGCUUCUCCCUGGGACGACGUGCCCUCGCGCUCGCCCUCGAACCACAAUCUCGCCAAACAGGCUGAAGAGACGCCCUCGUCGCCGCCUGUUGCAGAGCCUGCUUCGCCCGCCGGUCUCUCCAAAUCCACACCGAACAUCGCCGCCGGCGUUAAACCAGCUCCAACGAAAACCCGAAGAGGUCGCGGCCAUGCCACCCUCACGCAGUCCACAACGCUCGAGACCCUCGACGAUUCCAUGGGGCCACUGGGUCCAUUAGGGAUGGAGCCGGUCGACGAGCCCAUGGCGCCUACGCCUCCUGUGAAAGAGUUGGCCUCGAGAACACGAAAUGCUGCUGGCUCUCGCCCUUCGACUGCGGCGUCGGCUGCGUCCAGCCGCGGUGCAGAUUUCGACGAUGAUGGAAGCUCGCUGAAUGGCGGACCUCGCAUCCCUCCUCCAGUGGAGCCUCCGCAGUUUGGCGGCCGACACAGACCUGCACAGCCAUCACAACCUGUCGAGCAAGCAGCAAAGCCGACGUUCCACAUUGUCGUUGGCGACCCGCACAAUGUAGGAGGAGCGACUGGCAGCCACACGGCAUACAAUGUCAUCACCAAAACCACUUCCAAGGCUUAUAUGAAUCCGACUUUUACCGUGACGAGACGAUAUCGCGAUUUCCUAUGGCUGUACGAACGAUUGCACGAUAAUAAUCCCGGAGUUGUAGUUCCGCCUCCACCUGAGAAGCAAGCUAUGGGACGUUUUGAUCAAAACUUCAUCGAGUCAAGAAGGCAGGCGUUGGAGCGGAUGAUCAACAAGAUCGCUUCCCACCCUAUCCUGCAAAUGGAUGGUGAUCUCAAGACGUUCCUCGAAUCAGAGCAAUUCAGCGUGGCAAUUAAACACUCCGGAAAGGACCCUCUCCUAGGCGGCACUGAGUCCAAAGGCAUUAUGUCAAGCAUUGGUCUGGGAGGCAGCUCGGGAGGCAAAUUCAUCGAGCAUGAUGAUUGGUUUCACGAUCGCCGUGUAUAUCUCGAUGCUUUGGAGAGCCAGCUCAAAGCGCUUCAAAAAAGCACCGACACGGUCGUGGCUCAACGCAAAGGUCUCGCCGAAGCAUGUGCGGACUUCAGUCUGUCGUUGCACAAUCUGGCAGCUGUUGAGCUAUCGCCCAGCUUGAGUGGACCUCUGGAUGCCCUCGGUGAUCUGCAACUUCGCAUACAGGAGCUCUACCAGCGUCAGGCAAUGCAGGAUGUGCUCACACUGGGGAUUGUCAUUGACGAAUACAUUCGCCUUAUCGGUUCAGUGAAGAAAGCCUUCGAGCAACGCCAGAAAGCCUUCCACUCAUGGCAUUCGGCAGAGGCGAAGUUGGCUGACAUCAAAAAGCAGCAAGACAAACUGCUUCGGGCAGGUCGUACGCAACAAGAUCGACUGGGUCAGAUGCAAGCAGAUGUUGCAGACCAGGAGCGACGAGUGCAUGCCACUCGACUGCUAUUCGAAGACAUGGGUCGCUUGAUGCGAGCUGAACUCGACCGCUUCGAGCGAGAGAAGGUGGAAGACUUCAAAAGUGGAGUCGAGACAUUCCUGGAGAGCGCCAUUGAGGCACAGAAAGAGCUCAUCGAACUCUGGGAGACUUACCUGCUUCAACUUGAUAGCGACGAAGAUGGCCCGCCUCUGAUACCCGCAGGUGUCAGGGCAGACUCUGAUCCCAAAUCCGAAGCUCAGCUACGGAGAGAGCCGAACAAGGCCCAACUCGACGCUGAGACUGCCGGAAGUGGUGAUGAUGAGCCGCGGUUAUCUGGGACCACUGCCCGCGACAGCGAUGACUUACAUCGUGCCAACGAGGAAAUCGCAAAUCAGGUGGAACAGCAUUCUCGAGAGAUUGAAGCAUAGCGAGUCAGGGGCGCCAGGAGCUUUCACAGCAUUCAAGGAUACAGUAUGUAGCAUAUGCAAGAGCAAAGUCAGUGUCCGGCAAGAUGGUUAGCGAAUCCGCGCUCCAACUACCAUGAUUUACGCUUUGUUUGUCGGUGUGGAAUGAGACUUAUCACCUUCAUGGAAUCGAAAGGGAAAGUCAAUUAAACACAUCGUUUCCUUCUUGGAACGUUGAGAAAUUCAAUGUUCAGACCAGUGCAUGGGAGUAGGCAGCAGAUCGAACGGUGACAAUUUCGUUCCGUGGUCAGUGCAGUAGAAAUGACUUACCU
Messenger RNA from Cercospora beticola, 2451 nucleotides. RefSeq names its product sorting nexin 1 (gene VPS5). Gene Ontology annotation, molecular function: phosphatidylinositol binding. Lineage: Eukaryota; Fungi; Ascomycota; Dothideomycetes; Mycosphaerellales; Mycosphaerellaceae. Gene Ontology annotation, cellular component: endosome. Gene Ontology annotation, biological process: protein retention in Golgi apparatus; retrograde transport, endosome to Golgi. The record is from RefSeq and is a predicted model, not a curated record.